Boleophthalmus pectinirostris (great blue-spotted mudskipper) is the source of this 3743-nucleotide messenger RNA. RefSeq names its product sirtuin 1 (gene sirt1). The record is from RefSeq and is a predicted model, not a curated record. Gene Ontology annotation, molecular function: NAD+ binding. The transcript is spliced from 9 exons. The coding region runs from base 26 to 2119 and encodes 697 amino acids. Lineage: Eukaryota; Metazoa; Chordata; Actinopteri; Gobiiformes; Gobiidae.
GGCAGCGGCGGCUCUGCGGCGGAAGAUGGCGGACGAAGAGCACCGUCUCAGAGCGGCCUUUACUGGCGCCUCAUCUACGGGUGAGCCGGCCGCGAAAAGAACAAAAAUCUGUCCCGUAACUAAUCAUGGAUCUAGGUUAUCCGAAAUGGACAAUUUCUCCGCCGUCUCGGGAGGCAAGGAAAGCUGGGAGCCGGGGCUGAGUUACGCGCAGCCCGUGGAAAAGGAAUCGAAGCCGGUGAUGGCGGUGGAACAGGCCCCAGCGCCAGGCGCAGACAACAAUGGGCUGGAGCCUGGAUACAGAGCAGCGGACAGACUUCUGGACAGUGACGGGCUGGAGGAGCCGGAGGACGGCUCUGAUCUGAUGGGACCAGAAGACUUUCCCUCCAAUGGCUUAGCUGUCACUCCAGAGCACAUCACUGAGGAAGACGACAGGUCUUCACAUGCCAGCUCCAGUGACUGGACUCCACAGCCACAGAUAGGCCCCUACAGUUUGCUCCAGCAGCACAUCAGAGAGACGGAUCCCAGGGCCAUUCUGAGAGACCUUCUGCCAGAGACCAUCCUCCCUCCAGACCUGGACGACAUGACACUGUGGCAGAUUAUCAUCAACAUCUCAGAGCCGCCCAAGAGGAAGAAGAGGAAAGACAUCAACACUUUGGAAGAUGUGGUCCGGCUCCUCCAUGAGAGUAAAAGGAUCCUGGUGUUGACUGGUGCUGGGGUCUCGGUUUCUUGUGGGAUACCAGACUUCCGUUCCCGAGAUGGUAUCUAUGCACGGCUCGCUGUAGACUUCCCUGAUCUUCCAGACCCUCAGUCCAUGUUCGACAUUGAGUACUUCAGACGAGACCCAAGACCUUUUUUUAAGUUUGCAAAGGAGAUUUACCCUGGUCAGUUCCAGCCAUCACCCUGUCACAAAUUUAUAUCGAUGUUGGAUAAACAGGGAAAACUUCUGCGUAAUUACACCCAAAACAUAGACACGUUAGAACAAGUAGCUGGAGUUCAGAGAAUAAUUCAAUGUCAUGGUUCAUUUGCAACAGCGUCCUGUCUUGUCUGUAAAUAUAAAGUUGAUUGCGAUGCCAUAAGGGAUGACAUCUUUAACCAGGUAGUCCCUCAUUGUCCACGCUGUCCGGAUAUUCCCCUGGCGAUCAUGAAACCAGAUAUUGUGUUUUUUGGAGAGAAUCUUCCAGAAAUGUUUCACCGAGCCAUGAAGCAGGACAAAGAUGAAGUUGAUCUCUUGAUAGUCAUUGGCUCAUCGCUCAAAGUUCGACCAGUUGCUCUCAUCCCAAACUCCAUCCCUCAUGAAGUGCCUCAGGUGUUGAUCAACAGGGAGCAGCUUCCUCAUCUGAAUUUUGACGUGGAGCUCCUGGGAGACUGUGAUGUCAUUAUCAACGAGCUCUGUCAUCGUUUGGGUGGGGACUUUGAGCAGCUCUGUUUCAGCGCUACUAGACUCGCCGAAAUCACAGAGAAACCCCCGCGGUUACCAGAGCAGCCACCAAACGAGGCCUUGUCUGAAUCUGGUGAAGCAGCACAGGAGGAAAAGCACAGUACAGACUCUGUAUCUAAGCCUUUAGAAGAGACACAAAGUCCAAAAACAAAUGUUCCGAAACAGACUACACAGACUGCUGGUAACAGCCCUGCACCACCACAAGAGCCUUGUCCAAACACCCAGUGUCCCAGUGAAGACACGACACAGCCUUCAGACCAACCAGCAGAAGAAGAAACCACAGAGGAGGCUACUGACAUAAGGAGCUCCAGCCUGGAGUUCAGACGGAGAUGUUGGAUGAGCCGACUCAACAGGAGCCCUAUCAGCAAACGCCUUGAGACGGGACAGUACCUCUUUCUGUCUCCAAAUCACUACAUCUUCCACGGGGCUGAGGUGUACUCCGACUCUGAGGAGGAGACUUCCAGUUCGUGUGGUAGCGACAGUGAGGAGUCGGAGUGCAGCGGAGAGGGGUUGGAGGACGGUGUGGAGGACAGCGAAGGCGAGGACAAUAGCACGUUAGCACCUGAGGGAGAGAUGGACAGUGUUAGAGACACGGAACAGCAUGCUUUAGCCAACGACACCACGCGAAGUGCACAAACAGACAGCGUUUCUGAACAGACACAAGACACCACAGAUCUUUAAAUGUACCCAGUCAACAAAGCACUAUUGUCUUUUUAUAUAAAUGUUUCGUAUAUAUAUAUAUAUAUUUUUGGCUCAUCAACCUUACUAUUAUUUUUUCAUAAAGUUAAAAUUGCGUGACAACCUUGUGAAUAUGCAGCAGUUCUGUUUUUUGUUAUGAUCACAUCACAUGCAUUGUGUCUGAAAUCUCAUACACUACUUUGGUGUAUACUACUACAAAAUAGAAGCAGUAGUUCAGUUGGUUAUGUUGUUGGUGGUUAAUUUUCUUUCAUGAUAAACCACAUGCAUGUCUGUCUGCAUAAUUUGGGGUUAAUGAUGUUCUUUCAUGUUUGAGCUCAUGUUUCUAUUGCAAACCAUGUAAAUAUGUAAAGCUACUGCCUGCUACCUUAGUGGGUGGUAUGAGUUUCAGACACAUACAUAAAUCUAUGAAGAUGGUUUACUUGAAAGAGUUGUGUAAUCUGCAAUAUUUAAGGUUUUAGCUUGGAUUUUGAUGUGAUAUUGCUGGAGGAUUUUAUAUUGUAUGUGGUACUUAUACAUAACUGUAGGGUGACCAGAUGUCCCUAUUUGCCUGGGACAGUCCCAGUUUUGAACCCUAUAUCCCCUGUUCCAGAAGAAUUAUCCAAAACCACUGAUUUGUCCCAGUUUUAUACAAGAAGGUGUCCCUAUUUUUGACCAAAAAAAGAAAAUAUUGUCAAUAUUGUGUUUAGUUAAAACACAGAAAAGCAUGCUUGAAACUGACUUUAAAGCAAAAAAAAAAGCACCCUGAGUCUAAGUCACAAAUGGACAAUUUUAAAUGCUGUUUUCAGUUUUAUUUAUACCAACCAUCUCAACCCAGGUCCCAGUUUACAAUUUUGAAAAGCUGGUCACCCUGACGUAGCUGAAGCAUUAUCUCAAAUGAGGGUGAGUCUUAAAUACGUUUAAAUACAGAGCAGUUCCUUCUAAUAAUUUUCUAUACAAUCAGGAACAAAUCAUAAAUAAUUGUAGCAUUGUAGAGAGCAGCAUUCUAUGAAAGUAUUCUAUAGAGGCUCUCUAGAUAUUUAAACAGAAUGGAUAUUGUACACCUGGCACCUGACAAUAAAUACAAGUAUCACAUACACAUUUUCUUAAAACAGCCACAAUAUCACUAAAAACUGUUGGAUGUUGCUGAAUGAAAGUAAUCUUUAAUUUUACACCAAAGAACACUUAAUUGUUUUGUAUGUUUAAUGGUCUAAUGUUUGGAAAUCUGAUAAAAGGUGUUCUUUCUGAAAUGCGGCAGCUACUUUUUACUGUCAGGCCACUUAUUUUUUUAUAUUCCAAUGAGACAUACUCAACAGAGAGUAGGUGAUUGUUAUAAUUCGCAAAGGUAUACUAAGCUGUACUUUCAAGCCUUAGAAGUGUACUCUGUUCUAAUGUUGGAGAUGGCACUUUUUAUUAUACAACUGGUUCUGUUGGCCAUGAGUUUUCAUAAAAAAAACUGUACAACACAAAGAGUUCUGCUGCCUGUGAAGUUUUGGUACAUAUUUCAGAAUAUAUUUGGCACAAACACUCACAUGCCAUUGACAUUUUGUUUACGGUUUUAAAGAAAGAGUUUUUACAUUAUUGUUGUUCUCUCUUCUGGGAUUUUCAGUAAACAAUUGAAAAACAGUGA